AUGAGUCGUGCUACUCAUCCACACAAUUUUCAUCCAACUAUAGUUAAACAACAAUAUAAUCCACAUGAUGUAUGGGCUUUUGAAAAUCAAUGGCAAACAAAAUUGUUUUCUUGUAAACCAAUGAGUCGAUGUUGUUUUGCAUGUUUUUGUUUCUGUUGCAUGGGUUGUAAAUUAGCAAAACGUUUAGGUGAAACAACAAUUAUUGGUUGUUGUCCAUGUUCAUUAGCUUAUCUUCGAACAAAAUUGCGAACAGCACGACGAAUUGAAGGUUCAUGUUGUGGUGAUCUUUGUGCAUCAGAUUGUUGUUGUGCAUGUGUAGCAACACAAAUGGCAAGUGAACUUGAAUCUCAAGGAAUGUGGGAUAUUUCGGAACCAAAAAAGAGUAAAAAUCCUCGAAAUGAACGUUAUAAUCAAUAUAAUGGUUAUAAUUAA
Rotaria sp. Silwood2 is the source of this 432-nucleotide messenger RNA. Lineage: Eukaryota; Metazoa; Rotifera; Eurotatoria; Philodinida; Philodinidae. The record is from the annotation of a GenBank genome assembly.